Molecule: messenger RNA, 13165 nt
Organism: Oryzias latipes (Japanese medaka)
Lineage: Eukaryota; Metazoa; Chordata; Actinopteri; Beloniformes; Adrianichthyidae
Gene: fras1
Product: Fraser extracellular matrix complex subunit 1
Biological process (GO): anatomical structure morphogenesis; cell communication
Cellular component (GO): membrane
Molecular function (GO): protein binding
Source: RefSeq, a predicted model, not a curated record
GCCGCAUUCCAGCCCGGAGCGCAGCGCUCAGAGGCGGAGCGGCGCUCCGUGCUCCGUUUCCUCUCAGAUCCGGUUCUUCUCCGGCGGCUGUCGGUACUGCGGAUGCGCAGAGGACUGCCGUAGAGGCACUCGGACACCAGCAGAAGCGUCCCGGUUCCCGCUCCGCGCCGGAUCCACGUUUGACGUCAUGAGCAGAUGGUGGACGCUGGUCGGCGCUCUGGCCGGGCUGCUCGCCGUGUCCGGUGGGGCUCACGGAGUUUGUGUCUCCGAGGGAUUGCUGCACACGAACAACACGUCGUGGAGGCCACAGCCUUGCCAAGAGUGCACCUGCUACAGUGACCUGACCGUCUGCAGGCAGAUCCACUGUUCGAACCCGCACUGCGACUUCCAGAAGGGUCAGCAGCUGAGGAUCCUCCCCAAUCAGUGCUGUCCAGAGUGUGUCUCCUUGUCCCAGGACUCCUGCCAGUAUGAGGGAAAAACGUAUGGCCAUGACAGCCAGUGGAGCCCUUCGCCCUGUUCCGUCUGCGUUUGCUCCAAGGGGCGUGUCUCCUGCACUCUGCUCCCCUGUCCCCACGUCACCUGUCCUAGGAACCAGAGUUUGACUGAGUGCUGUCCAAAGUGUGGCCGCAGUGGAGAGUCCUGCUCCUGGGAAGGCAGCACCUACUGGGAGGGCGAGGAGUGGACCCCCAACCCCUGCUCCAGAUGUGUCUGUCGGGAAGGCAAGGCCCGGUGUUCAGUGGUGGAAUGUCAGCCGGUGGUCUGCAGACCUCAUGAGAACCUGCUGAUCCAGCCGGGCCGCUGCUGUCCUCAGUGUGUGUCCAACCCGUGUCUGUCUGCCGGAAAACAGCACCAGCAUGGCGAGCAGUGGCAGAAGGACGACUGCACCACCUGUGUGUGUGAACGGGGCAAGUCCAAAUGCCACACAAACACCUGCCCCCACACUAAGUGUGACAAGGGUGAGGCCAAAGUGAGGCGUGACGGUCGGUGCUGUGAGGAGUGCGUUCCUGCCACGGGAAGCUGCCUGUACCAGGAUGCAGUCCGUUACCAUGGAGACAUGUGGAACGUCACAGGCUGCCAGUUCUGUACCUGUAACCAGGGGCAGGUCGUCUGUCGGACGGCCGAGUGCGGACGCGUUGAAUGCCCCCAGGAACUGGAGCUUGUUCACCUGCCGGGAAAGUGCUGCCCCGAGUGCUCACCGCGCAAAGCUGACUGCCUGCACCAAGGGAAGUCCUACAAGGACUCGGCUCGCUGGACGGAUGGCCGCUGUCGGGACUGCCAGUGCAAAGAUGCCCAGGUGACUUGUUAUCUGAGCACCUGUCCCACUUGCCCUCCAGGUACCUUAGCCAUCCUCCAGGAAGGCCGGAGCUGCCCCGACUGCCAGCAGGCUCCGUGCCAUGAAGACUGCCUGACGUGUUCGGACGCUCCGGAUAACUGUGAGAGCUGCCGGGACCCUAAAGCCCUUCUGCAUCGGGGCCGCUGUCUGUCCGUCUGCCCAGCUGGCUUCCACGCCGAAGGACGAGUCUGCGAAGCCUGCCCCCCUUUUUGUGCCACCUGCUGGAGCCGGUGGGACUGCCAGACCUGUGGCCCCCAGCGCCCCCUCCUGAGCUGGGACAGCAGUCAGUGUCUGGCGUUCUGUCCUCCUGGGUCGUACCAAAACAACGGUGCCCACUGUCGCCGCUGCCACGAGUCCUGUGCCGAGUGCCACGGUCCCGGCCUGCAGGACUGUACCUCGUGUUCGGAUCCAGCUGCUCUGCUGAGGGACGGGGAGUGCGUCCCAGACUGCGGUGCCGGGUUCUACAGUCAAGAUGGGGUUUGCUACGCUUGUGACUCGUCCUGCGCCUCCUGUUUCCCCAACAAUCCCACAUGCAUGAGCUGCCCUCCAGGAGCUGCUUUGCAUCAUGGGAAAUGCGUCACUCAAUGUCCCCCUCGGCAUUACCAGGACGACCACAGCAGAUGCAGAGGCUGCUACAGCUCCUGCGCCUCCUGCUGGGGUCCUUCCAUGUCCCAGUGCACGUCCUGUCCAAGUGGACGUCUCCUUCACCAGGGCCAGUGUGUGGAGGCCUGUGGGGAGGGACUGUACAACCAGGACAGCACCUGCCAAAAUUGUCAUCCCUCCUGCCGUUCCUGUGUGGGACCUCUGGCCUCGGAAUGCCUCUGCUGCCAGAAGGCAGAGGAGGUGCUGCAGCCAGCAUCCCGCCACCUGGAGAGCGGCGUCUGCACGGCGGGAUGUGCAGCACACACAUUCCUGGACGAACGGCGCACAUGCAGAGACUGUCAUCCGUCCUGUGGGGACUGCACCGGACCGUCUGCAGGGAACUGCUCGUCCUGCUCUCCUCCGCUCGGCCUCCUCCACGGGAGCUGCCUCCUCUCCUGCCCUCAAGGCUUCUUCAUGCAGGACAACCAGUGCCGAGCGUGCCAUCCGUCCUGUCAGACAUGCUCCGGUCCGUCCCAGGCCGACUGCAUUUCCUGCGCUCCACUGACCUCCCUGCACAGCGGCUACUGCAGAACCAGCUGCCAGGAGGGGCUUUUCCUGGAUCCCAGCAGUGGGGAGUGCCGCAGCUGCAGCUCAGACUGCCAGCGCUGCACGGCAGACCUGCAGACCGGUGUCGGCAGCGUCUGUCUGUGGUGCUCGGCAGACGGAGAUUGGCUGCUGGGGGAUCACUGCGUCUCCCGCUGUCCGGCGGGUCGCUUCGGCCUCCGUGGAGCCUGCAUGGAAUGUCACUCCUCAUGUGAGACCUGCAAUGGGGCGGGGCCUCUCUCUUGUACUUCCUGUCCCCCUGACAAAGUUCUGUUGCCCUCGGGUCUCUGUGCUCCCAAAUGCCCUGUGGGCUACUAUGACAAUGGUCAUGGGACCUGCCAGGCAUGUGACAGCCAGUGUCUGUCAUGUGACAUGGGCGGAGUCUGUACGUCCUGCCGUGACCCUGCAAAGGUGCUGAUGUUUGGGGAAUGCCAGUAUGACAGCUGUGCCCAUCAGUACUACCUCAACACCACCACCCGCGCCUGCCAAGAAUGCGACUGGAGCUGCAACGCCUGCAGAGGUCCUCUGCGCAGCGACUGCCUGCAGUGCAUGGAGGGCCACGUGCUGCAGGAUGGAGUGUGCACGCAGGCCUGCUCCUCUGGCUCUUUUCGGGAUGGAGACAGAUGUGUGGGCUGUGACGAUCACUGUCUGCGGUGUCAGGGGCCCGGACGCUGUCUGCAGUGCCAGCCCCCCUAUGCCAUCCUGCAGGGACAGUGUGUGCUUGAAUGUGGCAGGAACCACUUCCUGGACCCCUCCUCAAAAGUCUGCAAGUCCUGCUCACCGGACUGUGUGCUGUGUGACGGGGCCGGCCGCUGCACAGCGUGUGCCCAUCACAUGUUCCUCAUGGAAGGGUAUUGCACCCCCGACUGUGGAAGUGGAUAUUCUCCUGACCCCAGGACCAGAGUGUGCCGUGGGAACGACCACGGCCCCGUCCUCCGAGUGAACGGUUCCCUGCUGGUUCCCCUGGACGGGGGGGCCGCGCUGCUGCCCAGCCUGCUGCCGGUGAGGGGGGCGGGUGUUGGUUUGGAGCGGCUGGUCCUGCAGCUCGCUGACCCUCCGACAAACGGACGCCUGUUCAUGGAGGAGGUGGGGGCGAGGGGGCGUGACCUGAAGAGGGACGACACCUUCACAUGGACACAGCUCAGACUGGGACGGGUCCGGUUCCGACACCACAGAGACGAGGCCCGGACUGGUGAGUUCUCCUUACGUGUUGCUGCUCCCCAGAUGUUCCCUCAGCUGGCAACCAUUCCAGUUCAAGCCGUGUCGAUGCAGCCCCCCAGGGUGGUGACGCUUGCUCCUCUGUCUGUGGGGGGCCGCGGCAGCCCAGCAACAAUUUCUAAGCUGGUUCUGCAUGUUGAAGACCCGGACAACCCCGCUGAAGUCUUGGUCAUGGUCCUCGUGUCGCCACGUCACGGACGGCUGACCCGUCUCCGUGGCGAUCGUGCACUGAGUCGGUUCAAGCUGGAGGAGCUGUCCGGGGAGCAGAUCCAGUACCUCCAUGACGGCUCGGAGCAUGUGGAGGACCACAUGGUGCUGCAGGUCAAUGACGGCCACAACUACAGGAACAUCCUGCUGCAGGUCCAUGUCGCUCAGAGGUCUGAAAUACUGUCCCAACCAAAAACCUGGGUACGGGAAGGGGGGAUGGUGCGGCUUGACGAGAAAUACCUGCAGGCGGGGCAGAAAGGAGUCAGCACUGGUGAGCUUGUCUACAGCAUCCUGGCUGCAGAGGGACAACCCAGAUAUGGUGAGGUGGUCUUGGUGUCCAUGCCUGCCGACAGUCCACCGGGUGGCUGGCAGCCCUCGCUGGUGGAUGAGCGAGGCUUCACACACACAACCUCUUUCACCCAGCAGGAUGUGAACGAUGGCGCCGUCUGGUACCGCCACUUUGGUUCUGGUCACAACAGCGACUCCUUCCAGUUCCAGGUGACCUCAGAGGUUUCUCCUCUCGCACACAGCGAUGCUCAGACUUUUACCAUCGGGGUCCUUCCUCAAACUCCAGGGUUCCCCCAGCUGGCCCCCGACUGCGACCUCCAGAUCACAGCUCUGGAGGAUCGUGUCACAGAGAUUACCCCGUCAGCCUUGUCCUUCACCGACACUGAGACUCCCAGCGAGAAGCUUCAGUACAACAUCACCAAACCUCUGCUGUCAGCACAAGGGACCAUUGAGCACCGGGACAGACCAUACACAGCCGUGAUGCGUUUCACACAGGCGGACGUGGACAAUGGAAAGAUCAUUUACAGGCCCCCCCCAGCUCCAGCUCAUCUCCAGGAGCUCUACCAGUACUCCUUUAUUGGCCUGCCGGAGUCCCUGAGCGUUUAUUUCACAGUGUCAGACGGGGAACACACCACCCCUGAGAUGGACUUUGCUGUCCUCCUGCUUUCAAACCACCAGCAGCCGCCAGUAUUUCAGGUUCUGGAUCCGGUUCUGGAGGUCAGCCUUGGGGGGCAAGCCAGCAUAGGUGGGCAACAUCUGGCUGUGAGCGAUGCUGACACGCCCCCCGAUGAGCUGGAGUUUGAGCUGGUGGAGGCUCCGACCGACGGACAGCUGAUCAGAGCUCAGCAGGAAACCCCCCUGAGCCACGGUGACACCUUUAGCUUCAGCGAUGUCACCCGCAACAUUCUUCUGUACCGCCACGCCGGGCUCUCCGCUGAAGAUGACUCCAUGACCUUUUCAGUCAGUGAUGGCAUCUCCAUGGCAACCACUGUGGUGCAGGUGCAGGUGCUGAGGGAUGGGGGCCUCGGGCCACAGCGGGACGCCACGGCCUCGAUGAUAUUAGAAGUGGGCGAGAAGAGCAGCACGGUGAUCCGGCGGUCCCAGCUUUCCUAUAGUGACGACACCUCCUCCGAUGAGCAGAUCGUCCUUCAGCUGGUGUCCGCGCCGAUGUACGGCAUCUUGACCAGGAGCCAAGCCCAGCAGGAGCCCCGGGAGUUGAGGGAGUACUCCUCCUUCACUAUGGAGGACAUCGACAUGCACAGAAUCAGGUACGUCACCUCGUUAGAGACGGGGAACCAGCCGGUGACGGACGUCUUCCAUUUCUUCGUCCACGACGAGCAAAACAACCGCCUUGACAACCAGAUGUUCACCAUAACCAUCACUCCCACAUCUCGCCAGGCGCCGCUGGUCACCGUGCACAGCGGCAUCAAGGUGCAGGAAGGCGGCCGUUUGCAGCUCUCCACCAAUCACAUCUCAAUAGGUGGACAGGACACACCCACAAAGGACCUCUUUGUUUGGCUUAUCCGUCCCCCCAAAUACGGCUUCAUUGAAAAUACCAAGAGAGGUGGUCUGUUGGGGGACUCUCAAGUCAUCACCCCAGACUCGCCUUUUCCUGUGGAGGAUCUGCUGUCUGAGCACAUCUUCUACGUUCAGGACAACCAAAGGAAAGCUCCCAACCAGCAGGACGUCUUUAGCUUUUACAUCAGUGACGGGCAAAGCCAGACAGAGGCCUUUAAUGUGGAGAUAAACAUCCAGAGUAAAGAGAACAGUGAGCUGAUAAUGUCGGCCAACAGCAUCCAUGUGGAGGAAAAGUCUGGAGUUGUCAUCACCAACUCUUCUCUGAGCGUCCUCGCCAAAGACACGCCGGAGAACGACAUCCUCUUCACCAUCAUCAGGAUUCCCACCUAUGGAAAACUGCGCAGACGGCAGUUCUACUCGCAGCCACUGGAGAAAGGCCGCGUGCUGUCUCAGGGGUCCACCUUCACCUACCAGGACAUUUUGGACCAGCUGCUGGUCUACACACCCGACACGGUCAAUGUGGGUUCCGAUGAAAUGGGUUUCAGCCUCACAAACGGCGUCCACACCCGCACAGGCCGCCUGCACUUCACCAUGGACGCGAGGCGCAGCGAGGGGCCCCGCAUGACCGUCAACAGAGGCUUGCAGCUUCCAGCAGGAUCGACAUCUGGCAUCACAGAACAAAACCUGAAGGGCUCCGACAUCGACUCAGACAGCGUGAAGCUGCGGUACGUCCUGACCAAAGACCCGCCCGCCGGCACACUGCUGCUCAGCAGGAACGGCCGAGCCCAGGCGCUUUCUGUCAAAGGUCCCAUUCAGAGCUUCACCCAGGAGGACGUCAACGCAGGUCUGCUGCAAUACCGCCACGAGAAAGGAGAGAAGGGGGGCAGCCUGUCCUUCAUGUUUAACCUGGUCGAUCCUGAAGGCAACAAACUGAUCGAUCAGUCCUUCUUCAUCAGCGUACUCGAGGAUCGUCUCCCCCCCUCUGUGGGGGUCAACAAAGGCCUGGUCCUCGAUGAAAACUCCAUGAAGAAACUGACCACCAUGCAGCUGUCAGCCAGUGACCAGGACAGCGAGCCCAGCGAGCUCGUCUACCGCAUCACCAAGCAGACCAGUCUGGGUCACCUGGAACACGCAGCCAAUCCAGGCACCAGGAUCAGCUCGUUCACACAGGCGGAUCUGGCGUCACGCAGCAUCCAGUACGUCCACACCAGUGAGGAAGAGAAGCAUGCAGACCAGUUCUCCUUCACUGUGUCUGACGGCACCAAUGAGGUGGCUCAGACCUUCUACAUCACCAUCAAGCCGGUGGACGACUCACUGCCUCUGCUUCAGGUCCCGGGCAUGAGGGUGCAGGAGGGCGUGAGGAAGACUAUCACCGAGUUUGAGCUGAAAGCCACUGAUGUGGACACAGAGGCGGACUCCAUCACCUUCACCAUUGUCCAGCCCCCUCGCCACGGCACCGUUGAACGCACCAGCAACGGGCAGCACUACAGACAAACCAGCAGCUUCACCAUGGAGGACAUCUACCAAAACCACAUCAGCUACAACCACGAUGGCUCCAACUCGCUCAAAGACCGCUUUACCUUCACGUUGACCGAUAGCACCAACCUUCUCUUCAUGGUGGAGGAAGGCGGCAAAGAGAUUGUGACAGCUGCUCCUCAAAAGUUCAAAAUUGAAAUUUUGCCGGUUGAUGACGGGACGCCUCGAAUCGUCACCAAUCUGGGACUGCAGUGGCUGGAGUACAUGGACUCCAAGGCCACCAACCUCAUCACCAAGAAAGAGCUGCUGACCAUGGACCCUGACACGGAGGAUGGACAGCUGGUGUACGAGGUUACCACAGCGCCUAAGAAAGGCUUCCUGGAGAGCAAACUAAGACCUGGAAGCCCCAUCAGCACCUUCACACAAGCCGACGUCAACCUUGGUCUGAUCCGCUACGUGCUGCAUGAGGAGAACAUCCUAGAUACAAUGGAUAACUUCAAGUUCCUGGUCAAAGACAGCAAACCCAACGUGGUCAGUGACAACGUCUUCCACAUCCAGUGGUCCCUCAUCAGCUUUCAGCAUAGGAGCUACAACGUGAGUGAGAAGGCCGGCACCGUAGCUGUGACCGUGAAGCGUACCGGCAAUCUCAACCAGUACGCCAUUGUGCUGUGCCGCACUGAGCAGGGCAGUGCUGUUUCCAGCAGCGGCUCUGGAUCCCGGCUGGACCAGCAGGAUUAUGUGGAGUAUGCUGGACAGGUUCAGUUUGAUGAGCGCGAAGACACCAAGGUGUGCAACAUCAUCAUCAACGACGACAAGCAGUUUGAAGGGAUGGAGAGCUUCCACGUGGAGCUGAGCAUGCCGGUGUACGCCCUGCUGGGCAGGAACACUCGGGCUGCGGUUCACAUCAACGACACCGAAGACGAGCCCACUCUGCAGUUUGACAAGAAGACCUACCACGUCAACGAAAGCAGCGGUGUCUUCGCCGCCCCCGUGGAGAGGACAGGGGACACCUCCAGCACCGUGUCGGCCCUUUGCUACACCGUGGCCCGGUCCGCUCAGGGCAGCAGCCUUCACGCUCUGGAGUCCGGCUCGGACUUCAAGAGCCGCGGCAUGGGCACGGACAGCCGCGUCAUCCUGGGGCCCGGCGUCAGCAUGUCCACCUGUGACGUGAAGCUCAUCGAUGACAGCGAGUACGAGCUGUCAGAAGAGUUUGAGCUGGUGCUGUCAGAUGUGUCCGAAAACGCUCGAGUGGGAGAUGUGGUCGUGGCCAAGGUGGUCAUCGACGGGCCCAACGAUGCAUCGACGGUGUCGCUGGGGAACGCCACCUUUACUUUCAGCGAGGACGCUGGCACCAUAGAGAUUCCAGUGCUGCGACAUGGCAGUGACCUGUCCUCUCUGACCUCUGUGUGGUGUGCCACCAGACCCUCAGACCCCCCUUCAGCCAGCCCGGGGGUCGACUACAUCCCCAGUUCCAAGAAGGUGGAGUUUAAAGCAGGAAGAACUGUGGAGACUUGCAGCCUGACCAUCAUGGACGACAUCCAGAGCCCUGCCAUCGAGGGGGCCGAGUCCUUCGUGGUGUUUCUCAGUUCCCCUCAGGGCGCUGUCCUCCAGGAGCCCUAUGAAGCCAGCGUGGUCAUCAGCGACACCUUCCAGGACAUUCCCAGCAUGCAGUUUGAGAAGAGUCUCUACACAGUAAAGGAGAAGGACGGCAUCCUCCACGUCCCCAUUAUCCGGACUGGUGACCUGUCCUUCAGGUCGUCGGUGCGCUGCUUUACCCGAACCAUGUCCGCCGCGGUGAUGGACGACUUUGAGGAAAGAAGGAACACGGACGAGUCAAGAAUCACUUUCCUGAAAGGAGAAAAGGUGAAAAACUGCACUCUUCACAUCAGCGACGACUCGGUUUUCGAGCCUGACGAGGACUUCCAGCUGCAUCUGGGGACACCUCUGGGUGACCACUGGAGCGGUGCCAUGGUGGGCCUCAAUGACAUCGUCACCAUCACCAUCACCAAUGAUGAAGAUGCUCCCACCAUCCAGUUUGAGCAGGCGUCAUACCAGGUCAGAGAGCCCCCCGGUCCUGAUGGUGUUGAGGUGCUCAGCAUCAAGGUGAUCCGCCAGGGGGAUCUGGAUCGAACAUCCAAAAUCCGCUGUAGCACCCGGGACGGCUCAGCCCAGUCCGGACUUGACUACAACCCAAAGAGCCGGGUUCUCAAAUUUAGUCCGGGAAUGGACCACGCCCUGUUUCAAGUGGAGGUUCUGUCUAACGAGGACAGGGAGUGGCACGAGUCCUUCUCCCUUGUUCUUGGCCCUGAUGACCCUGUGGAGGCAAUGCUUGGGGAGAUCUCCAUGGCAACAGUGACCAUCCUGGACCAGGAGGCUGCAGGCAGUCUGAUCCUUCCUGCCCCACCUAUAGUGGUCUCUCUGGCUGACUAUGAUCACGUACUGGAGGUAACCAAAGAGGGCAGUAAGAGGACCCCCCCUCCAGGUUACCCUCUGGUGUGUGUCACGCCCUGCGACUCCCACCACCCCAAGUACUCGGUGAUGAAGGAGCUCUGUGAGGAAGCGGGGAUCAACCAAACGGAGGUGCACUUCUCCUGGGAAGUGGCAGCCCCCACCGACACCAGCGGGGCACGCUCCCCCUUUGAGACCGUGACUGACACCACGCCCUACACCAGCGUCAACCACAAGGUUCUGGACAGCAUUUAUUUCAGCCGCCGCUUCCACGUGCGCUGUGUGGCUCAGGCCCGGGAUAAAGCAGGUCAUUUGGGAACCCCGCUCCGGAGCAACAUCGCCACAAUCAGCACAGAGGGCUCAAUUUGCCACACUCCUGUGACCACGGGGAGUGCCAGAGGCUUCCAGGCUCAGUCCUUCAUCGCCACACUAAAAUAUCUGGAUGUGAAGCACAAGGAGCAUCCCAACCGGAUCCACAUCUCAGUGCAGAUCCCUCAUCAGGACGGCAUGCUCCCCCUGGUGUCCACCAUGCCUCUGCACAACCUGCACUUCCUGCUGUCCGAGUCCAUCUACAGGCAGCAGCAUGUCUGCUCCAACCUGGUCACCGUCAAGGAGCUGCAAGGCCUGUCCGAGACCGGCUUCCUGGACGAUGUCUCCUUUGACCGCCUCUCUCUGGGACCGGGCUUUGACCGCCCGCACCAGUUUAACCCCAACGUCCGCGAGGCCAAGACCAUCCGGCUCUACAAGCACCUGAACCUGAAAAGCUGCAUCUGGACCUUUGACGCCUACUAUGACAUGACGGGGCUCAUUGAUGUGUGCGGGGGCUCCGUCACUGCAGACUUCCAGGUCCGGGACUCGGCUCAGUCCUUCCUGACGGUCCACGUUCCUCUGCACGUGUCGUACAUCUAUGUGACGGCGCCGCGCGGCUGGGCGUCUCUGGAGCACCACACCGAGAUGGAGUUCUCCUUCUUCUACGACACAGUUCUGUGGAGAACAGGUAUCCAGACCGACAGCGUGCUCUCAGCCCGGCUGCAGAUCAUCCGCAUCUUCAUCAGAGAGGACGGACGGCUGGUCAUCGAGUUUAAGACUCACGCCAAGUUCAGAGGUCAGUUUGUUCCCGAGCACCACACCCUACCGGGUCACACGUCCCGUCUGAUGGCUCCUGACCACCUGGGAGGCAUCGAGUUCCACCUGAAGCUGCUGUGGAGCGCUCAGACCUUCGACUCGCCGUACCAGCUGUGGAGAGCCACCAGCUCCUACAGCAGGAAGGACUACUCCGGAGAGUACACGGUCUUCCUGAUUCCCUGCACCGUCCAGCCCACUCAGCCCUGGAUCGACCCCGGCGACAAGGCCUUGUCCUGCACCGCACAUGCUCCAGAGAAGUUUUUGGUUCCAAUCGCGUUCCAGCAGACCAACCGGCCCGUUCCCGUGGUUUACUCCCUCAACACGGAGUUCCAGCUGUGCAACAACGACAAGGUCUUCCUCAUGAAUCCAGCCUCUGCUGAGGUCUCCAUGGCUGAGAUGGACUACAAGGGAGCCUUCUCCAUGGGCCAGACGCUGUAUGGCAGGGUGAUGUGGAACCCCGAGCAGAACCUGAAUGCAGCCUACAAACUGCAGCUGGAGAAGGUUUACCUGUGCACAGGCCGGGACGGACACGUGCCCUUCUUUGACCCCACAGGAACGCUGUACAACGAGGGCCCGCAGUACGGCUGCAUCCAGCCCAACAAGCAUCUGAAGCAUCGCUUCCUGCUGCUGGAUCGCAAACAGCCGGACGUCUGCGACAGGUUUUUCCACGACGUUCCUUUCCAGGCGGAAUUUGCCUCAGACGUGCCGGCGCUGCAGUCCAUGACCACCAUGCCGGGGGUUGACGGCUUCACCAUGAAGGUGGACGCGCUUUACAAGGUGGAGGCGGGGCACCAGUGGUACCUGCAGGUGAUCUACGUGAUCAGCCCAGAGUCGCACUCCAAUCCCAGAAUUCAACGCUCCGUGACCUCUCUGCUGAGCCGCUCUAAACGUGACCUGGUAGACCGCAGCGGGCGGCUGAUGCUGGACGAGUCCCUCAUCUACGACAAUGAGGGCGACCAGGUGAAGAACGGCACCAACAUGAAGUCUCUCCACCUGGAGGAGCUCCCCUCUGCCACCUUCAACGCCCACCUGGGCAGCUCGGUGGGCGGGGGAGUGGCAGCCAUCACGCUGCUGGUCCUGGCCCUGCUGGCUUCCUGUUUCCUGUUCCGCCGCUGCCGCCACUCCGCCAAGAGCAAGAGCUCCCAAAAACCCUACCAGGAGUAUCCCCUCAACACCAAGAUGGAGGUGUGCAUGGACAAGUGUGUGGAGAAGAACUUCAGCAGCAAGCACUGCACGGUGAGGAACAUCAACAUCAACCAGGACGCCGGCAGACACACCAAAGUCAAACAGGUCAACCUAGAGGUCAAGCUCCACAACAACCUGAAUGACGGCACCGAGGUCUGAGGCAGGAGAGACGGAGGGAAAGUCUCAGCUCCGGAAAGACGUUCUUCCACGGGACAAAGCCGCUCAGGAAUCCACGACCUUCAGGCCGCUCCACUUCAUGCUCAGCUCUGCUGCAUGUCUCUGACAGCAAACAUGUCACUGCUGUCAAGGUUUCCAGAGCUCCUCCUCUUCAUCACGCUGAAGAUGCAGCUCCUCAUCCUCACGCCUGCUGCCACCACAAACCAAACACGUCUGUCAGCUCCGCCUUUCAAAGUUAAUCACUGUGACUUCACAGGCAGCAGUUCUCUGGAUUUCUGCGCCUGGUGUUUGUUUUCAGCUCAAAGGAGGCCUCAGAGCAUCAGAGGGCUGUUUCUAAAGAAAGCUCUUCCUCCUCAGCUGUUCAUCCGUCCAGAGCGUGGAAAGCUGAACACACGUGACCUUCACGUCAAGUCUCUAAUGUUUGAUGGCGUUCCUCUCUUCUCCGAUCAAGAACAAAGGUGUCAGAGGUGGAAUGAGCCGGAUCAAAGACCAAAAAGCUUCAAGUGCGAUUACUGUUCUUCAUGAGCAUCAGCUCUGCUCCAGUCCUCAGCCUUACUGUGGUGCUUAGCAAACACAUCUGUCUCCUCUGCAGUAGAGGAUCCAUAGUGUGUUUGUGGGGAGUCAGGCGUGUUCGGGCCGAGCAGAACCGCAUGAACAGAACCACGGGUUUACCUGCUGGACUCCAUCACAGCUGGGUUUCCGCCCCCAAAAGACGCAGUCCUCAAAUGUUUUUGGUGUUCUUCUGUGUGAUGUUAGAGCCAGACUACUGUCGGACUGGAAGGUGGUUUUUCUACACUGUUUGGAAGCACUGCAAUGACUAAAUGACGUCUUCACUUGUGUCUUUCUGUUUGGACCUCCACCCCUUCAACUGUGUGCCUGUGGGACAAGGACGGGGGACUGUGGGACAGGACAAUAUUAUUAUUUUGUGGGGAUAAAUCAAUGCCAAGCCUGCCUGUAUCUGGUGCCUUUUUUUUUAAUAAUAAACUUUUUUCUGAAAUAAAAAAA